Molecule: messenger RNA, 2142 nt
Organism: Linum tenue
Lineage: Eukaryota; Viridiplantae; Streptophyta; Magnoliopsida; Malpighiales; Linaceae
Source: the annotation of a GenBank genome assembly
GGUAUUCGGUAUAUCCCAAAUACCGGUACCAAACUUCCAGCCCUAAUCACGACGAUCGCCGGAGGGAAUCCCAGUUUCCCCUUCUCCCUCUGAUUCGCGCUACAACUCCCAGGAAUCAGAAUGAAUCCUGUUCCUUACUCCGUGCCUCAAGUGGCUCGGCAACCUUCUCCUUGGACGCCGAUGUUGCCUCCCAAUCCACCGCAUUCAAUUGCAUUUUGGGAGAACAGGAAUGUUCACGAGCGGCGGAGGGAGCUGCAAGAGACUCUGGUUCUUGCAGAAACAAUGCAAAGAGAGCUAGAGGCGCUGGCAAAGCUGAAGUCUAUCGAAGGAUCUGGGGAAGACAGGGAUAGGGUUUCCGCUGAACCUUUUACUUGUGAGCUCUCUAAGUGUCUAGAGGACAGGAAAAUUGAUCUAGCAGCACAAGAAAAUGUCUCUGUCAGUGCAGCAAAUGAUUUAAUGUCGAGGCUAAGAGCCCAGCUGGAGCCGUUUCGCUAUAUCGUGGACGAAACAACCCCCUGGGAGGAGAAAUCAGCAGCAGUUAGACUAUCUGAGAAGUUGCUCAAGUCCAAGAGGAACAAACGUUGGAGAAAAAGAAAACGAAAACUUGCUGCAGAAAUGCAUGCGAAGGCGGAUGAACGGUUUGAGCAAGCUGACACGGAAGCUGAUGAAUGGAGGGCUAGGGAGAUUGCUAAGGAGGCAGCACAACUCAAGGUGGAAAGUAUGAAUGCAAUUGCAAAGCUUAAGGCUAAAGAAGAACGAAAGAGACUCGAAUCUGAGCUUGAACUGGUCUUGAUGGUUGAGAAGUUGCAAGAGUUGCGUUCCUUGAGGAUCCAAAAAUUAAAGAAACAAGGACAUUUUCUACCUGAGGAGGACGACAAGUUUCUGGAGAAGGUCCAAGCUGCAGCUGAGGAAGAGGAGCGUCUGGCGCAGGCUGCAGCUGACACAGAUGCUGCGAAGGAUGCAAUUGCAACUGCUUUAGAAUCAAGGAAAAGCAUGCAGAGCAAUGGGUCUGUCCCAAAGGAAGCAAUAGGUGAUGUUAAUCAAGAUAGAGGAAGCCUAGACCAAACAAUCCAAGGAGAAGAAAGGAUAGGCUCUGCUGCAGAAAGUGGUCCAUCCGGAGAGAAACCACCUGAAAGUCAUAGUUAUGGCGGAGCAUUUAACACAGUGGAAAAUUUACCAAUUGAAUUCUAUCAUUAUUAUCAUGGAAGCAGUAAUGACAUGGGGACACUCAUUGAGGUUAGAAGGGUGUGGGAUGCAUAUAUAAGGCCAGGAGGAAGUCGUAUACCAGGGCACUGGAUCCAGCCACCACGCCCAGCAGAUGAUACAUGGGCAUCCUACCUUGUUAAGCCUAAAUGACCAGUUCUCUGUUAUCUAUCAAGUGCCUGAUUUGCCUUUAAAGAAUAAUUCCCGUCCCAUUUGCAUUUGCAAGCUUCCAUAGAUUAAGUCUUGUGAUGAUGGCAACCGCAGAGCUAGAGAACUGAAACAGCAAACAAUUUUUUGGCUGGUUUCACAAUGACAUAGAUUUAUCCUGGUAUAUAACAGUGGGGUAUAGACGGAGGCCAUUGCAAACAAGGUGCUUGAUCGGCAGAGUCCAGCAUCCAUUUGCUAGUCAUUUGGAUUUCUUUCCUGCCCUUCCAAAAGUGUUUUAGUGAAGCUAGUGAGAGAGGGAGAAAGAGCGUCGACCGGAAAUCAUGUGGAUGAUUUCUUGUCCUCUGAUCCAAUGGUCAUGGCUACCAGGAAUCCAUAAAUGGAAAGACUCAGUAAGGUGGUCUUGAAUCUUCUUCCCAAAACUGCUGCUCGAGAUGCUACAGGCAACGGACUGCAUAUCUUACGUGGAUCGCUAGUUCAGGUCAGAAGACCAUGUAGCCAUGGACAAUUGAGAAACAGAUGCGCAAUUUAAUCGUCUGAAGGUGGUCAGCUAGGGCAAACGUUGUGUAUUAUUUUCAACAAGAAAAGCCUGUUGUGUAAGGGGCACAGCUGUUCUGUGCGAUGUUUGCGCCAACCCCGAGUGCUUCUAACAUAGAAGUUUCUACAUAUCUGAAGUUUGUUUUCAGCCAGUUUUAAGGCAAACUUUUCAUCAUUCAUGAUAUAUGUGAUGCCCCUGAGGUUGAGUAUUGAAUAACUGUGAGAAUCCCAUUGCCG